AAGCUUCACUGACACAACUGUCUUCUCUCUUUCAUAUUCAUCAUACAAAACCUCGUGGAAUUUAUUAAUCAAACCACUUAAUUAUGGGUUUAAUUGCCCGUAAGGCGUGUGUGUUUAUCUUCGUAUUCGCGCUUGUCGCCGAGUUUGCAUUCGCAAAUGUCGAGGUUAAAGACGACAAACACUUCUUUCACAAACCUCGUCCAUUCUUCCACAAGCAUGGCAUUUACAAGAAAGGUUUUAGAAAGGGUUUGGGCGGCGGUGGCGGUCUUGGUGGCGGUGGCGGCCUUGGAGGCGGUGGCGGUCUAGGCGGCGGUGGCGGUUUGGGCAAAGGAGGCGGUCUAGGCCACGGUGGCGGUCUAGGUGUAGGUGGUGGUCUAGGCCACGGUGGCGGUCUAGGUGGAGGUGGUGGUCUAGGAGGCGGUGGCGGUUUGGGCGGAGGAGGCGGUCUAGGCCACGGUGGUGGUUUGGGCGGAGGAGGUGGUCUAGGCCACGGUGGCGGUCUAGGUGGAGGUGGCGGUGGUGGUGGUGGUUUGGGAGGAGGCGGUUUGGGUGGUGGAGGAGGAUUAUGGUGGUGGGAGCCGGAGGAGGAUAUUGGUGGUGGUGCUGGAGGAGGAGGAGGAUUUGGCGGCGGAAGAGGAUUCGGCGGGGAAGCUGGUGGUGGAAGAGGGUUUGGAGGCGGUUAUGGUGGUGGUAUUGGUGGACAUCACUGAUGAGACUCAUGCUCAUGCAUUCGUACGUUGUUAUUAUUUAAUUAAAUGAGAUAUGAUAUAAUUAAUUAUUACAAUAAAAUGAUACAUUAGCAAUUGUGUAUGUCGUUUCUAUUUAUUUUGAGUCAUAUUGUAUGCUGCUGUUUUGGUUGGUUUCAACUUUCAACUGUCAAGUUUGGUUAAUAAAAAUGGUUGAUUUGCUUUUUGUUAAUA
Eutrema salsugineum is the source of this 920-nucleotide messenger RNA. Its product is annotated as glycine-rich protein 23. The record is from RefSeq and is a predicted model, not a curated record. NCBI's taxonomy places the organism in Eukaryota, Viridiplantae, Streptophyta, Magnoliopsida, Brassicales, Brassicaceae.